ACCACACACUAAUUCUCUCUCUGUUUCUCUCUCUCUCUCACACACUCACUCAGCCCUCCCGGAUGAUUCUCUCCUGCUUUCAGUGUCUUCAUUUAAGAAACUGUAUGAUAUUGACCAUUUUUUAUGUGAGCUUCUGGAUAUCAUUGGAAAAUGGGUCUCUAUUAUUCUAAAAGAAAUUGAUGGUGAUCACCUCAUCUUUUGUCUUCAUUUCAUCAUCCAGUCUGGAAGGAAUAAAAGAAAACCAACAUUUCCUCCAUUUCAUUUGUAUUUCUACUGCUGUACCUGAAGAUAAUGAGACUCUGUGCAAAUGUUUUUCAACUUUAACUUUCAUUUAACUUCAAAUCCAUUCAUCACCUUUGCUUCUUGACUCCAAAUAACCCACACGGACCUGGGAACCACACUUGGAAUGGGACCUGGUCCCAUGGAACUGACCAGAACAGAACACGCCCAACAGGUUAUUUACCAGGCGGUUACAUCCCUGGUGAUCCCAUAGAGAGGGAGAUGCCUUCCCUGAACCACAGAAACUAACACACACACACAAACCUCAUCCCCGGAGGUCUCAGAGCGAUGCCUUCCCUCCACCACGGCGCCAUCUUCCUCGGAGUCUUUCUCAUCGCGACAGGCGGCUCCACUGCCUUUCUCACCUCCUCACAGAGCCGCCUGCAGGCGUUCUCUCUGUGCUGUGUGGUGCUGGGAGCCGUCAUGCUGAUCCUGGGGCUUCUCUGGGCCAUGAGUAACAAGCACCAGGUAGAGUACAGCCAGGGAGAGUACCCCAACUUCCCCCAAUACCCCCACCAGGGAGAACACCCCAACUAUCCCUACCCACACCCAGACCUCAACUACCCUGGCCGGUACGCCCAUCCUGACCUGGGACAUGUCCUCUUCAGCCCCCGUGGUCCUAUUGGACACUUCCCAGAGUCCCAGUCAGCCCUACUGCAGAGGACCGAGCACCAGCGGCGAGGUGUGUAUGGGGCUAAUGAUGUGGACUACCCCCCACUCAGCCCCCCUUCCCACUACCCCCCCGGGCUGGGCCCCCCACCUCCAUACGAGGUCGCCAUAAAGACCACCUGUAGCUCCACCCACCUGCGCCGCGCCUACUCAGACACACACCUGGCCUCGGAACCCCUGUUUGGCCGAUCACGGGAGAUCAGCUUUGAGGUGUGACAUCACCAGACAGGCCCACACACUGCCUCCACCCACCACACUGGAGGAGGAAUACUGUGGCCACACCCUUCACUCAGGCUCUUCCAAUCAGCUGUCAGCCCAUAGGAAAAGGCAGGAAUAGGAGAUUGCCCUAAAGCAACACUCUGAGCAGCAUAUUAUCUGUCUGUCUUCAACAACCUGUAGUUGAGCAUGUUUUCACAAGCUACCUUUUAAAUGAGACAUUGAGUUUGCCUGGUGCAAAGGAACCGAUGGAAUAGCCCAAAAGUGCAAACCACACUCAAUGUCCGCAGUGCCUUUCCCUGCCUCUGCUAGCUCUUUACAGUUCAUUCUGUGGUGGACUCCCUGCACCAGAAUGCUCAGACAAUCCUCUGCGCUACAAAUUCAGCUGGAUUAUAUGCAUGUGUAACAGAAUAUAAAAGUUAAAUACUAUUUAAUUAUGUAAAGUUCAACAAAAUAGUCUGAAUACUUGAAAUGAUUUCAUGUCAUCUAGUAGUCCUUUUGAAAUCCAAAUGUGAUACAUUAAUGUGUCUGCGAGGACAUCUAGUGGUCAGUCGACAUGCUAGACAAUUAAAACCAUACAAAUACCACAUCCAGCCCCCUCUAAAGGGUUUUGUCUAGCAGGGAUACAGCUUCAGUCAACAUAGAAUUUUCUUAGCAGGUUUAAAGGCGACGCAUGGUCAAUCUGUCGUCUGCAUUUGCCGUGCAGCAUUUACGGUGAAACGGCCUCUGCAGAAAUCAGGGCAUUCAUACUUCUUGUGCUUCGCAGAUCAGCGCAGAGCUGUUGAGUAGAACUGUUAUGAAGUAAGUUGUCAAGGAAGUGAGUUUGUGUUUGUACAGGACCUCCCGCCCCCAUCUACCGUCAACCAAUCAUGUCAAUGCAGGACUAUACAGCGCUAUAUGGAUCCCUCCACAUGGUUACAACAUUUGGGAGGUGCAUGGCGAUGCGGUAUGGAUUUGGCCUCUGCACGACUCCGGAGGCCACGAAAUUGCGUCACACCCUCCAAAUGGUGACUCCUACCACAUUUUCAGAUCAAGCAUAGAAUUUACGCAGCGGUUUAGGUUAAUGUAGCAGGUUGUUAAGUUUAGGAAAAGGGUUAGCUAAAAUAAAACGUUUGACGUCAAAUUUGACAAAAGCUGUAUCCCAUCUAGACAUGACCCUUAAAGGCUCUGCAUGGUCAAUCUGUAACACAUGAUGACCCACCUGUUCUGCCACAAGGAGAAUGUAGUAUGUAGAAACAGUCUCCACAUACAAAAUCAGCCCAGAGAUGUAUCUCCUUGGCUGAUUAAUGAUUGAGUUAUGGUACUUUGUAAAUGCACAUAUUGUUAUUCUGUGCAAUUUUGUUGUAUAAGACUAUGAAUUUAGGAAUUAGAUUCCAGGGGCCUCAUUUAUCAAUAAUGCAUAGGCACAAAUCUGUGUGUAAAUAAUGCUUGGGAUAAUUUCCACGCAAAGUGUGAGAUUUAUCAAUAUGAAAUAUGAUUGAGGCUGCACAAAUUUAAGCACAGCCAUGACAUUGCGUAUGCACAGUGGCAUGUGGUGGAAUAAGGGAACUGCUUGUCAUGUGUAGAAUGAGGAAAAUAUAUGUUGAAAAUGUGUGAAGUUGGGAGAGUAAUCAUUAAAUCGUUUUUUUAUUC
Molecule: messenger RNA, 2796 nt
Organism: Oncorhynchus nerka (sockeye salmon)
Lineage: Eukaryota; Metazoa; Chordata; Actinopteri; Salmoniformes; Salmonidae
Exons: 3
Coding region: 568-1164 (198 amino acids)
Source: RefSeq, a predicted model, not a curated record